Haliaeetus leucocephalus (bald eagle) is the source of this 4398-nucleotide messenger RNA. RefSeq names its product leucine rich repeat containing 47 (gene LRRC47). Gene Ontology annotation, biological process: phenylalanyl-tRNA aminoacylation. The record is from RefSeq and is a predicted model, not a curated record. NCBI's taxonomy places the organism in Eukaryota, Metazoa, Chordata, Aves, Accipitriformes, Accipitridae. The transcript has 8 exons. Bases 1 to 1257 code for a protein of 418 amino acids. Gene Ontology annotation, molecular function: RNA binding; phenylalanine-tRNA ligase activity.
AUGACGCGGUUCCUACGCCCUGGCCAAGCAGAUAAGGGGGCCGUCCCCGGCGGGCCGUUCCCUCUCCUCAGCCGCCUGGAGGCCGCCGACAACGAGGUGGCGGAGCUGGGCGCCGACAUCGCCGCCCUGCCGGCCCUCAAGAGCCUAGAUGUGGCCAACAACCGGCUGCAGGAGCUGCCCGCCGCGCUGGCCGACUGCCCCCGGCUGAAGGAGGCCAACUUCAGGGGCAACCAGCUGAAGGACAAGCGGCUGGAGAAGAUGGUCAACGGCUGCCAGACGAAGGCCAUCCUGGAGUACCUGCGGGCCGGGGGCCGCGGGAAGGGGAAGGCCGAGAGUGCCAGAGAGGAGGCCAGGAAGAAGAAGAGGGAGAAGCAGCAGCAGAAGAAGGACGGCGGGGACGGGGAGCAGGACGAGCUGGAGGAGGCGAGCAAGCUCAUGGUGAAGGUUCUGCACGUCUCCGAAAACCCAGCGCCCUUGGUUGUCAAAGCGAGCCCGGGCGUCAGAGACGUUCGACCCUUCAUUGUGUGCUGCGUGCUGAAGGGAGCGAACUUAAAGCCGGGAAACGCUCUGAAGAGGUUCCUGUCCAUGCAGACUAAACUGCACGAAGACAUCUGUGAAAAGCGGACAGCAGCCACAGUUGCCACCCACGACUUGCAGCUGAUCAAAGGUCCUCUGAGAUAUGAUGUUCAGCCUCCUGAUGAAUUGAAGAUAACGCCCCUGGGUCGAAAGGAGAUCAAGGCAAAGGAUCUUCUCCGUCAGCUGCAGUUAGAAGCUGAGGAGCAGAGGAAACAGAAGAAGCGUCAGAAUGUUUCUGGAUUGCACAAGUAUCUCCAGUUAUUGGAUGGCAAAGAUAACUACCCAUGUCUUGUGGAUGCUGAAGGCAGUGUGAUUUCUUUCCCACCGAUAACCAACAGUGAGAAAACAAAGAUUAGAAAAGACACCCGUGAUCUAUUUCUGGAAGUGACAAGCGAUACCAGUUUACAGAUAUGCAAAGAUGUCAUGGACACACUAAUUCUGAAAAUUGCAGAACUGAACAGAUCUACCUUGGAAAAUAAGGAAGACUCAGGCUCGGAUAAUGAAUCUGAUGCUUUUUGCGGACCAGUGAAUUUGAACCCUGGCCAAAACGUACAGCCGGUGAAUUUUCCAUUGGUGGUGGAGCAGGUUCGAGUGGUGGACACAGAUGGAAACUUGAAAGUACUUUACCCUUCAAAAACUGACCUAACCACAGUUUCCUCUCUUCUGACUGUAAUACGUUAGCAGCUAUCAAAGCUAAGGAAAUGAUUCAAUUUUCUUUUUUGUUUCCCCCCUCCCCGUAUUCGACAGUGCAACUUGUAGGCAGUGAGGUGGUUUGUUUUUUUUAAAGAAAAGAUGCAGUGCAUCCUGCCUGGGUAUGUGAAAACUUUAAAGUUUGAUCAAGCUACAGCAAGGAGUAUUGCCUUCUUUCAGCCUUAACAGAAAGUCACCAGUAUUCUGACUAGGUAGAGAUAACAGCAUCUUCACAUGCGAUCUUAAAGGCAGAGAAGGUACUGGAGGUCAGGCUGCAUUAACUUGUAGAGAAAAUCAUUAUGACAUCAUAGUGUUUAUAAAGUGAGUGCAGUCGUAUUUUUCUGCAAAAUCACCAUUUCUUCCUGGUGUGUUUCGGCUGGAUUAUAAUUUUGGCAGCUAAACUGGGAAAUCCAGUAGGUGACAGCAUUGAAACGCAGUCACGUGCUAUAUACCGAUACUGAAGACAGAAUGCAAAACUACUUUGCUAACAUUCUGCCUAAUUUUAUUUUUGUAUCUGGAGUAAUUGUGAAAAUUUAAUUGCUGUCAGAGCUUGAGGAAUCAGUUUUAAAGUGAUGGUUUCUGUGUUCAGACAUUAACAUGGCUUUUGUUUUUAACUGAAGUCAGUCCAAUUGACUGCAGGGGUUUGUGUGUCCCAGUGCAUUUUAAAGCUAUCAUCCACCCUUGGAAAUACCAGUUGUAGCGACCUUGUUGUGUACCUGCUGAGUUACCGUUGAUCGAGCACUGAAUUUAUUCAUGCUCGUGAAGUUCCGUUCAGAGGGCUAAUGCUGCCUUACAUCAACACUAUGGAAGCUCCCCAUCUCCCCAGAAUACAAGCGUUCUUGCCCAAAGUGACCCUCCUGGAGCUUUCUGUCACACUCCCACAUGAAGAGUGUUGGGGAUACCUUCCAAAAUACAGGUAGUUUGAGUGGUUCUGAUUUUUGCAGUCUGUGGGUGACUUUCACAUCCAGGCUACUACCUGUAUGAAUGCAACCAUCUCCAUAAGUUAGUGUGACUGACAGAUUGAACUUUUUCUGUUAAAAAUGAUACAGAGCUCUAACUGAACUUCUAGAUACUGUGUCAAAUACAUCCACGUGUUGGGACUUGCAUAUUGAAUGGAAAAAUAAAACAGUUCUUGCAGUCAUAUGUCACUGUCACUUGUUUUGGCAUUGGUGAAUUUUCCAGUCGUGUAACUAUACAAGCUUGCCAAAGCAGCUAUUGUAUACUGCAAAAAAUGGUAACUAACCACUUUCUAGCUACUUGUGGUCGUGCAGUCCUUAGUGUAGUGCUUCAGGCUUCCCUGUGAAGUCUAAUGUUUCUACAGACCACUGAUUUACAGUGAAUUGUGCUCCGAGUCGGUUGAAAAAAUUGAAUUAGAUACUGCUGCAGAACUUGAUUUAGUAAAAUGAGUUUAAUUUCUUAGUAAGUCACCAUCUCAAAACCAAGGAACGGGAGCCUGAAGUUGGUGACGUAUUCUGACUUGGCUGUUAGGGCUGCUUUUCAGGUGUUAAAAGAUGCUACCCUGCAGGACUCUUUCUCCUUCCCUUAGCACUGGUAGGCGAUGGAAGUAGAUGUGUUGAUGCUGUAGAGCGACAGGACUUUGAUGCCUUCCUGUUUCAGCAUCUGAUGGAACUCCAUCCAUUUGUUAAUUAUUUUAUAAAAAUGAGGGAUGUGUAAAGAGGUGGGAAAGCAUUAGGUGGAGAGCAGUACUGCAAAGUGUACCCUUAUCUCAUCAGUCCGUUCUAGCUGGCUGCUAGAAGCAGAGUUCAAAAGAGGCACGUACCUGUAUUGCCUCCAGUACUCUCGCCUGUGACCUCUGCCUCAGGAGGCUUGCUGUCCAUCAUACUGAACAUAGCCUGAAUUACUUCGCUUCGAUAUCUUUCAUUCAAACUUUUGAUAAGAGAGGAAAGUAGGUGUGUUUAGUCUUUAUAUACAAUUCUUUGGCAUUUGCAUGGAUUUACAGAGACUACACUAUCUGAGUGGGGCAAAGUACUAGUGAAUGAUGAAACAGAAGGUCUGUUUAUGGGAAAUUACGGGCUGUUUGACUGGGCUUCACUGCAAGGACUGUGAUAAUGAUGUGUUUCGGUGUGGGCCGAGUCCCUUACCCGGGUAUCGGGCCCUGUGCUUGCUACCAGGCACGUAUGCCUGCAGGAAAUGGCUUUAAGGUGAUAACCUGUUACUUUGAGUCCAGAAGGAUAUUAGAAAUCUGGUGAUGUAACUGUUCUGAACUUGAGUUUCUCAAGGGCUUCUGGUAUUUGCGGCCUGUUUGCUUUGUAAGUGACAUGAGCCACAUGCUAAAAAGCCAGAAUGCAUUUCCUGCUCCUCUGGCCCCGUGGCCACAAAGGGAGGCCAGGCCUUGAGAGCAAAGGACUGUAAUGCCCUGGUGCAUUUCCCACUGUGCUUCUGCCCAAGAAUGUCUAAGCUUUCAGAUUCUCUGCUUGAAAUGCUUGAAGUGUCUCCCAAGAAGGAGGCAGGAGUCUGAAGUGAAGGAGGCUACACUUACCCAGCUGGUGAUGCAUUUGAGUGCCAUUCUAGUUUGCAGCUUGCUGUGCUGCAGCGUCUCAGCUUGGCUCUGGAUCGCCUCUUGGGCCUGUUGCUGCUUGUGGAUGUGGUAUGGGCUGGUCAGAACCUCUGCCUGUAGCUGGCUGACCGUCCCCUGUAACUCACUGAUCAGCUCGUUCUGCUCAGCUGGUUUGGAUUCUUGUUCUGUAACAACCUGAGGAGAUAGGUAAAUCAAGCCAUUAUUGUGAGGAAGGAGGCGAGCAGGCUUGGCUGCAUCUUCCCAGUACCUGGUCCAAAUGCUUCUUGUAUUUCCUGGGCAGAGUCUACAGACUAACAACCUUGCCGGUACUAGUAACUGUUAUUACUUGGUGUUUUCUCUGAAACUACUGAAUUGGGUAGGGUUUUCUUAUGUGGCAAACUCCCCCAAGCCUAAAGCAAGCACCACUCUGCAGCUAAUACAAGCAUUUUCUAUAGGGGCUUUGCACCAAGUUUACCUCUCAAAGACUGCAGUUCUCCUUCUCUAUUGUCACCACCAUUUCUUCGUGUUUCCAUCCUUCUCUCAGACUGCAAAACUUAAGAGAACAUAGUUUAUGCUUCAGUUCUGCAGCGCACAGGUGCACCUCCUGUCUAUGC